AUGUUGUCUCGAAGUAAUUCGAGAACCAAAAAGAAGAAUCGAGCACUUUCAAUUCGUUCCAACAAGAACAAAGAUUCUUCCUCGGGAGGAGGUCGCCAUGGAUUCAGUCUCAACUCCCUCCGCGGCACCGUCCAACCCGAACUCAGCAAAAAGCUAUACAAGCUCAUCAAAUCCGAGAACCACUUGAUCCAAUGUUACGAGAAUGCAGGAAAGGAACGUCUCUCAGUCGCAACACAGCUUUCCGACUGGGGUGAGGCCACAAAUGAUGAUGCGAUCAGUGACGUCUCGGACAAGAUUGGUGUUUUGCUUUCGGAAUUGGGCGAGCAGGAGGAUGUUUAUGCACAUAAUAUCGAUGAUAGCAGAGCUGUUUUGAAGGCUAUCCGAAAUACGGAGAAGAGUGUUCAGCCUAGUCGAGAUCAUAAGGCGAAGAUUGCGGAUGAGAUUGCCAAGUUGAAGGCAAAGGAGCCGCAAAGUGCGAGAUUGGUUACUUUGGAGCAGGAGCUUGUGCGUGCUGAGGCGGAGAAUUUGGUUGCGGAGGCUCAAUUGACUAAUAUUACACGUCAAAAGUUGAAGGAAGCAUAUGCCGCUGAAUUUGCCGCAACAAUCGAACGCGCUGAGAAGCAAAUCAUCCUCGCAAGACACGGUCGUCGUAUCUUGAACCUCCUCGACGACACCCCAGUCGUCCCCGGUGACGUCCGUCCAGCCUACGAGCAUAGCAACCAAGCUCGUCAAAUCCUGAACGACGCAGAGGAUGAUUUGAAAGACUGGCAACACGAGCUCGAGGAUGUCCCUUCAAGCGCUCACCUCGAACCCAACUUGAUGCCAAGAGAGCAACAUAACAUUCCACAAUCUGAAAUUGGCGACGAGAGCGUCCUCCAUCACCAACACGCCCAAGGAUCUUCUGAUAUUGGCGUCGAUGGAAGUAGAAUCAGCAGUGGUGGAUCUGUUACGACGGGACAGCCACUUGAUAGUUAUGCCCCUAGCGAGAGUGAAGCUACGAGGUCGCAAGUUGUUUAG
Glarea lozoyensis ATCC 20868 is the source of this 1017-nucleotide messenger RNA. RefSeq lists its product as uncharacterized. Lineage: Eukaryota; Fungi; Ascomycota; Leotiomycetes; Helotiales; Helotiaceae. Gene Ontology annotation, cellular component: plasma membrane; eisosome filament. The transcript is spliced from 3 exons. The coding region runs from base 1 to 1017 and encodes 338 amino acids. Gene Ontology annotation, biological process: endocytosis; eisosome assembly; negative regulation of protein kinase activity. The record is from RefSeq and is a predicted model, not a curated record. Gene Ontology annotation, molecular function: lipid binding.